Lepus europaeus (European hare) is the source of this 1905-nucleotide messenger RNA. It is a transcript of the gene SLC6A19, whose product is annotated as solute carrier family 6 member 19. The transcript has 12 exons. The record is from RefSeq and is a predicted model, not a curated record. Lineage: Eukaryota; Metazoa; Chordata; Mammalia; Lagomorpha; Leporidae. Gene Ontology annotation, cellular component: plasma membrane. Gene Ontology annotation, biological process: sodium ion transmembrane transport. Bases 1 to 1905 code for a protein of 634 amino acids.
AUGGUGAGGCUGGUGCUGCCCAACCCCGGCCUGGACGACCGGAUCCCCUCCCUGCAGGAGCUGGAGACCAUCGAGAAGGAGGAGGCCAGCACCCGGCCCAAGUGGGACAACAAGGCCCAGUACAUGCUCACCUGCGUGGGCUUCUGUGUCGGGCUCGGCAACGUGUGGCGCUUCCCGUACCUGUGCCAGAGCCACGGAGGAGGGGCCUUCAUGAUCCCCUUCCUCAUCCUGCUGGUCCUGGAGGGCAUCCCCCUGCUGUACCUGGAGUUCGCCAUCGGGCAGAGGCUGCGCAAGGGGCCCGUGGGCGUGUGGAGCGCCGUGCACCCGGCCCUCAAGGGCGUAGGCAUCACCUCCAUGCUGGCGUCCUUCAUGGUCGGGCUGUACUACAACACCAUCAUCGCCUGGAUACUGUGGUACUUCUUCAACUCCUUCCAGGACCCGCUGCCCUGGAGCCAGUGCCCGCUGGACCAGAACCUCACAGGCUACACGGAUGAGUGCGCGCGCAGCUCCUCCGUGGACUACUUCUGGUACCGCGAGACGCUCAACAUAUCCACGUCCAUCAGCGACUCGGGCUCGGUGCAGUGGUGGAUCCUGCUGUGCCUCACGUGCGCCUGGAGCGUGCUCUACGUGUGCGUCAUCCGAGGCAUCGAGACCUCGGGCAAGGCCGUGUACGUGACCUCCACGCUGCCCUACCUGGUGCUCACCAUCUUCCUGAUCCGCGGCCUGACGCUGAAGGGCGCGGGCGCCGGCAUCGCCUUCCUCUUCACGCCCAACGUCACCGAGCUGGCCAACCCGGUCACCUGGCUGGACGCGGGCGCGCAGGUCUUCUACUCCUUCUCGCUGGCCUUCGGCGGCCUCGUCUCCUUCUCCAGCUACAACUCGGUGCACAACAACUGCGAGAUGGACUCGGUGAUCAUCUCCGUCAUCAACGGCUUCACGUCCGUGUACGCCGCCACCGUGAUCUACUCCAUCAUCGGCUUCCGCGCCACCCAGCGCUACGACGACUGCUUCAGCACGAACAUCCUGACCCUCAUGAACGCCUUCGACCUGCCGGAGGGCAACGUGACCCAGGAGAACUUCGCGGAGAUGCAGCGCUGGUGCAACGCCACGGACCCCGCGGCCUACGCCCAGCUCAUGUUCCAGACCUGCGACAUGAACUCCUUCCUCUCCGAGGGCGUGGAGGGCACGGGCCUGGCCUUCAUCGUCUUCACAGAGGCCAUCACCAAGAUGCCGGUGUCGCCGCUGUGGUCCGUGCUGUUCUUCCUCAUGCUCUUCUGCCUGGGCCUGUCGUCCAUGUUCGGGAACAUGGAGGGCGUGGUCGUGCCGCUGCAGGACCUCAAGCUCAUCCCCGCCAAGUGCCCUAAGGAGCUGCUCACAGGCCUCAUCUGCCUGGGGACCUACCUCCUGGCCUUCAUCUUCACGCUGAACUCGGGCCAGUACUGGCUCUCCCUGCUGGACAGAUACGCGGGCUCCAUCCCCCUGCUCAUCAUUGCCUUCUGUGAGAUGUUCGGGAUCGUCUACGUGUACGGCAUCGACAGGUUCAACAAGGACAUUGAGUUCAUGAUCGGGCACAAGCCCAACAUCUUCUGGCAGAUCAUGUGGCGGGUGGUCAGCCCCCUGAUCAUGCUGGUCAUCUUCCUCUUCUACUUCGUGGUCGAAGUCAGCAAGGAGCUGACCUACAGCGUCUGGGACCCCAGCUACGAGGAGUUCCCCAAAUCCCAGCAGGUCGGGUACCCGCCCUGGGUGUACGCGGUGGUGGUGGUCGUGGCCGGCGUGCCCAGCCUCGUCAUCCCAUGCUUCGCCGUCUACAAGUUCAUCAGGGGCUGCUGCCGGUGGCCAGGGGACCAGCAGGGCCUGGUCAGCACGCAGUCCACGGCCUCCGUGAAUGGGGACCUCAAGUACUGA